Messenger RNA from Halteromyces radiatus, 5058 nucleotides. RefSeq names its product SNF2 family N-terminal domain-containing protein. Gene Ontology annotation, molecular function: ATP-dependent chromatin remodeler activity; ATP binding. The transcript has 23 exons. The coding region runs from base 56 to 4939 and encodes 1627 amino acids. NCBI's taxonomy places the organism in Eukaryota, Fungi, Mucoromycota, Mucoromycetes, Mucorales, Cunninghamellaceae. The record is from RefSeq and is a predicted model, not a curated record.
AGAAGAUGAUGAUGAAGAAGAAGAUAGCGAUGAUCAAGAUGACUCUUCUGAUGAUAUGAUGGAUGAACAGGAUGAAGUAUAUGGCAAUGGAUCUGACAGCGAUUUUGAUGAUAUACCAACCAAGAAAUCUCGCAAACAAACAAGUUCAGGCAUAUCACAGAAAAAAUCAAAUGAAUUACAACAACCAGUAUUUAUUCCUAUGGGUACAAAGGUGUUUGAAAAGAUACUUAGAUUUCGACACAAUGAAGAAACUGGCAAAAAUGAACUAUUGAUUAAAUACAAGCAUACAAGUUAUCAUCGUACUGAAUGGGUGACGGUAGAUCAAGUAGAAGGUGAACAUCUAGGAAAACAUCGAGUCAAAAAGUUUUUACAAAAAUGGCAUCAAGAUGGACAAGUAGGAGAAGAUUUUACAGAAUAUCUCAAGGUGGAUCGUAUUAUUGAUGAAGGCGAACUAAUGGAUCCUAUUACUGGUGAAAACAAGAUUUAUUAUCUCGUUAAAUGGAAUGGAUUAUUAUAUGAUGCAAGUACUUGGGAAUCUGAAGCUGAUAUGCAAAAUAUUGAUCCUAUCAAGAUUCAAGAAUUUCAUGCUCGAAGACAAAUUCCUCAAGAAAAACUUGAUAAUUCUCCCAAACGACCUCCGGUCUCUCAAUUUAUGAAAUAUGAUUCUUCACCAAAAUAUCGAUAUGGAAAUGAACUUCGUCCUUAUCAAUUGGAAGGAUUGAAUUGGCUUCGAUUUUGUUAUUAUAACAGUCGCUCUUGUAUUUUAGCUGAUGAAAUGGGACUUGGUAAAACUGUACAAUCAGUUGCUUUUCUGAAUGAUAUUUAUCACAGUAUUGGUAUUCGUGGUCCAUUUCUUGUUGUUGCUCCUUUAUCAACUAUUCCUCAUUGGGAACGUGCUUUUCGUGCUUGGACUGAUCUGAAUGUGGUGGAUUUCCGUGGCAAUGCUUUAUCUAGAAAUUUAUUGAUUGAAACUGAAUUUUAUUACAAGGAUAUGCAAGGCAAAAGUAUUCCCAAUCGUUUCAAAUUUGAUGUCUUGAUCACUACUUAUGAAAUGGCAAUUGCCAGUGCUUCUCAGUUACGCAAUGUUCCUUGGAAAUGUGCUGUCUUUGAUGAAGCCCAUCGAUUAAAAAACAAACAAUCCAAAGUGGGUGAAAUCCUAAAGAUGUUCCAUAUGGAUCAAAAAUUAUUAUUGACUGGCACACCUUUACAAAAUAAUCUGGAUGAAUUAUAUAGUUUACUUAGCUUUAUGCAACCUGAUGUUUUUAAUGAUGAAAGAUAUUUCUUUGCUGAAUAUGGAUCUUUACAAACAGCUGCUCAAGUAGAAAAAUUACAAGCUCUACUCAAACCCAUUAUGUUGCGUCGAUUCAAGGAAGAUGUGGAAAAAAGUAUUCCAGUCAAGGAAGAAACUGUGAUUGAAGUUGAAUUGACUAAUCCUCAAAAGAAAUGGUAUCGUGCUAUUUUGGAAAAGAAUUUUAGUUUCUUAAGAAAAGGAUCAAAAACAAAUAAAGAAAUGCCUCAUCUUCGAAAUAUUAUGAUGCAAUUACGAAAAUGUUGUAUUCAUCCUUAUUUAUUGGAAGGUGCUGAAGAAGUGAUCGUAUCUGAUUCUCAUGCAACUACUCAUAUGGAACAAUUCAACUGUCUGGUACAAUCUUCUGGCAAAUUGGUACUUAUUGACAAGUUACUCAAGAAAUUGAUCAAAGGGAAUCACAAAGUACUCAUUUUUUCACAAUUCACAAGUUGUCUGGAUAUUUUAUCAGAUUAUCUUCGAGGACGAAACUAUGCUCAUGAGCGUAUCGACGGUAGUAUUCCUGGUGAACAACGUCAAGCGUCCAUUGAUCGGUUCUCCACAUUACCUAUUGAAGAAUCUUUUGUGUUUUUACUUUGUACUCGUGCUGGUGGUGUUGGAAUCAAUUUGACUGCUGCCGAUACUUGUAUCAUAUUUGAUAGUGACUGGAAUCCUCAAAAUGACUUGCAAGCUCAAGCUCGUUGUCAUCGUAUUGGGCAAACAAAACCUGUCCAGAUUUAUCGUUUGAUUUGUCGAAAUACUUAUGAAAAAGAUAUGUUUGAUCGUGCUGGUAUGAAACUUGGAUUGGAUAAGGCGGUGAUGCAAAGAUCAAAUUUGGAAUCAGAUGGUAGUACUGGAAAUGGACCAAGCAAGAAUGAACUCAAUAAGAAAGAAAUUGAAGAUCUUUUGAAAAAAGGUGCAUAUGGUGCAAUGCUAGAUGAUGAAGCAAGUACCAAAUUCUGUGAGGAAGAUAUUGAUCAAAUCCUUGAACGACGUACUACAGUGAUUCGACAUGAAGGGAAUGAAAAAGGUUCAGUCUUCUCCAAAGCAACAUUCUCGGCAUCAACUGAAUCCAACGCAGUGGAACUGGAUGAUCCUGACUUUUGGGAAAAAUGGGCUACCCAAGCCAAUAUUGACACUACUGAAGUACCUGAUGAAAACGAUCUGAUAGUAUUUGAACCAAGACGGCGUCGACAGGUGCAACGAUUUGGCGCAUUAGAUGAAGACAAUUUUUCAUCCAAUGACAAUGAUGGUGUGGAUUCUGAUGCUGCUUAUGAAGAUGAAGGCGAACGUAACCGUAAACGCGAUCAACCUAGACCAUGGACUCUCUCUGAAAAAACAAAAUAUGAACGCAAGUUGAUGAUUUUUGGUUAUGGGGCAUGGGAACAAAUGGCCACUCACUUCUCAAGACGAUCAGGAAAGGAUCUCAAAGCCGUGACUCGCUCAUUGAUGCGACAAGUACUUCCCCAAAUCUCUCAAAACAACGAAGAAGAUCGUAAGCUUAUUGAAGAUAUUGAAGAUAUUUUGGAUUCUGGUAAUGAUGAUGAAGUGGACAACAUGUCUAUUCCAUACCGUGGUGCUAGCAAGAAACAAAUCGCUGAAUUCAAAUCAUUCCUUAUCGAUGCUCCUGCCGAUUACAUUGAACAUAUUGAAAGAAAAGGUCGAAACUUGUUAUUACGUAUUCAGAUGCUUUACUUGGUCCGUGAUCGAAUUGUACCAAAGGAUUGGGAAGAAGCCAAGGUUCUUCCUAUUCCCAAAGUGACAGGUACUCCUCCUUCUGAUUGGUGGGGUGAUAAUGAAGAUCGUGAUCUGUUACUUGGUAUUUGUAAACAUGGUUAUCAACAAUAUCUUACAAUGCGAAAUGAUCCUGAAUUCAGUUUUUAUGGCAAGAAGUUUGAUGAUAGCAAGGCAGGUGCUCUUGAGGAUGAUGAUACUGUACCUAAUGUUUCAACAAAUGAAAAUGAUGUUUCAACCAAGAAAGAAGAAAACAUGGAUAACGCCGAUGAUCAAGUCUAUGUUUGGCCAUCUAAAGCUGAUAUUGGUAUGAGACUACGACGCAUCAUUGCCGCAUUUUUACGUGAAGAAGCCAAUGAUCUCCGACGACAAAAGGUAUUAGAAAAGGAACAAGUCAAAGAAGGAAAUCGACUAGAGCGACAAAGACAACGAGAAUCUCGACAAGCAGAAAGACAAAGAUCACGACGCACUGGCUCUAUUUACCGAUGGCACAAACGUAACAAGGCUGACUUUUUACGAACGGUGCUCUCAUUUGGCGUUGAAACUGUGCCUGGUGAUCCUAAUAUUCGAUGGGAUCGAUUCAGAGAAAUUUCAGGAUUGGAAAAUCGACCAGAUGAUGUAUUGGAUGCUUAUUAUCAUCGGUUUGUGUCUGCUUGUGAAGAAAUCAUGAAACGACAAAAACCUCAAACAGCAGCAACUACAAUAGCAAUAGUACCCAAUCAAGAUAAUGUAGAUUCUCCUUCUUCAACACUUCAAGUUCCUGGUGAUGGUGAACAACAACAAGAUACUUUGAUGACAAGUCGUGAAUCCAGUGUGGAACCCAAUUCAACAACAGUAGCAACAACUACAGCAACAAUGGCUCAAGAAGCACGUGAAGAGUCGGUGGCAUCAGCGGAACAAGAUGAUGUUGAUUUAGAUUUGGUACCUUAUGACAAAGCCCGACGUUCAUUGAAAAGAAUUGCACAAAUGAAAAGGUUACGUGAAGAAAUCAUAGUCCAUCCUGAUUUCGAUGUGAACUUGAUGGCUGCUCGUAAAACAUCUGGAUUACCUAGUUGGUGGAAAGUACCUGAUCAUGAUCGAGCUCUCUUACAUGGAAUUUGUAAACAUGGAUAUAGUCGUAGUGAUUUGUUAUUGGCGGAUUCUGAACUACCAUUCUAUCACAUCAAACAACAUAUCAUCGAUAGUGAAGAUAUUAAGGAUCCUACUAGUGAAGAAGGCAUGGCGAUAGUGAAUGAAAAAUUAGCAUGGCCCAAGGACAUUGUGAUUGCUCGACGUAUCGAAUCUCUUUGUGAAUUGAUUCUCAAACCUAAACCUACACCACCAAAACGACCUGCUGCUAGUCGAAAACGACCCCAUGAUGGAUCCGGUCCACGACGCAAAUUGGAUUCAGCACAGAAAUUAUCACGUAACAUCAAAUUGACUAUGAAUGGACCAAGAUCAUCAACAAUGGUUCUAGAUAGCAUGAGCUCCUCAACAUUACCACGAUAUGGCCAUUUUGAUCCCAGCAGUAGCAGCGAGGAUGAGACUAUGGAUGGAAAUGAUCGGGCAAAUGUGAUAUCUCAAACAACUUCUGGUAAUGGCGGGGACGAUUAUGAUAGUGGCGAGGAUACGGAUGAUAUUUUACAAGAAGCAACUAAACGAAUGAAACAUCGAUAUGGUGGAAACAACAGUAGAAAAAAAUCAACCAUUGCUCAAGGUAGUCGAACUUUAACCAAACCUUUGAAAGCACAACCAAGAAAACCAGGACCAAAGUAUUUGAAGGAUUGGAAACAUACAAUUCAAGAAGAUAAUAAUAAUAAUAAUGGACAACAUCAUCCACUUGGUAAACCAUCUUCAUCUUAUCAGCAACAACAAUAUCUACCUCAGCAAAAAUCAUCGUCGUUACCAUCAUCAAGCUCAGAAGAAGAUGAUGAACUAUAGCUUAGUUGACCCCUUCUCGUUUUUAUUUUCUUUAGUUUUAUGUAUCAUAUUUUUUUCCUUUAUUUUGAUCUUAUUUAUAUCAAUUAAAAAAAAAAAAAGCUAUGGAUUUUCUCUCUCUC